GUGGAAUUGGGAGUAUGAAUAUCGAAGUGAAAUCUGGAUCACCUGGAAAUAUUCCCUGUCUAUAUGAUAAAAAACAUAACGAAAACCGUAAAUACUGGUGUCAGGGGACAUAUUGGAUUUCGUGUGAAAUAUUGGCAUAUACAAAUGAGACAGGAGAAUAUUCCCUCACUGAUUAUCCAGCCCAGAGUAUUUUUACAGUGCAGUGGAAGAAUCUGCAGACCUCAGACUCUGGAUAUUACUGGUGUGCUGUUGAGAUCGGUGGCUCUCCAGACGCCGGUUAUUAUUUGUAUCUGAAGGUGCAGUCAGCUCCUGAUGUGUCUGUGGUGAGCAGCAGUGUCUCUGGACAUGAAGGUGGUGAUAUCAGUGUUCAGUGUCUCUACAGUUCUGGAUAUCAGAAUAAAGUCAAAAAUUGGUGCAGAUAUAAAGAUCAGAGAUGUUACACAGUUGGGAGGACUGACACAUCCCAGAAUCCAUCAGUGCAGAUCAGAGAUGAUGAGAGAAGCUCCUUCACUGUGCUGAUGACUGGACUGAGACGGACUGAUUCUGGCUGGUACUUCUGCUCUGUAGGAGAUCCGAAGGUUCCUGUUCAACUCACAGUCACUGAACCCAAAAGAGUCUUCUGCCGCGGUGGAUGAUAAUUCAGUGAUUUACAGUUCUGUGAUUACCUUUCAUAAAGCACCUUCAUCAUCAGUGAAUCCAGAAGCUGAUGUGAUCUACAGCUCUGUGAAACGAACACCCAAGGCUGUGUGUUAAUAACAAGGUGUUACUUCUGCUUCUUCUGAAAGAAGUUGAGAAAGUGGAAGUCAGUAAUUGUAAAUUUAACAACAGAUCUAUUUUACAGUUUCACUAUAAACAGUGUGAAGGUUCAGUGCUUAACCAAUGCAGCUGAAAUGUGUGUCAGUGUUUUAAAUGUAUGAUGGUUGGCAAUUCUGUGAAAACAAAAUGAAUAAUUCAAACUCUAAAGUAUAUAGUUAUGAAGCACAUUUCUGAAGUAUUCCAGAAUGAAUUGAUGACCGAUCAACCCUUUAAAAAGAUUCACAAUAUUCUUCAAUCUUUCUUAUGCUUUCUUUGAAGUCCAGAUUAGACCUACAUAAGGUGUAGGGUUAAAUACAGUAAAUGCAGUU
Molecule: messenger RNA, 1124 nt
Organism: Carassius carassius (crucian carp)
Lineage: Eukaryota; Metazoa; Chordata; Actinopteri; Cypriniformes; Cyprinidae
Product: polymeric immunoglobulin receptor-like
Exons: 4
Coding region: 15-635 (206 amino acids)
Source: RefSeq, a predicted model, not a curated record